GCUUACCAAAUCAGACCAUUUAGCAUUAGAAUUUGGCCAUCUUCAUUAGCUUGCUCCAUAGAGCAGAUCCCUGAGUUAUCUCCAAUUUCAUCAUAAAUGGCAAGAAAAUCCCCAAGCCAUUGGAUAAUUUCUUGCUAGUUAUUGUGAAAGACAUUGGUAAAUUGUAACUUACCCACAAGUCAACAAAAGCCUAUAUUACAGCAGAUAUUUAGGGAAAAUAAAAAGGGGGAUUCUCUAAUUUGUCAUUCUUUACCUCAUACAUAGAUCCUAUCCAAUUAUCUCUUCUCUUUUAUUCUUUAUUUGUCAUUUUCCUUUGUCCCUCCUUAUAAACAAGAAAAAGUCUUUAAACACCAUUUAUAGCUAGUUGCACUUUCAUAUCAUAUUUACAUCCACCAAAGAACCAUCUAGGUUCUAAACCAUCUCACACAAACACACAGAGAUGGCUGGGUUGCAAAGGUCUACAACAUCCUUUAGAAGACAAGGGUCUUCAGGAUUGGUCUGGAAUGACCGGUUUAUAUCAGGGGACUUGAACAAAAUGAGGACUACUCAACAAAAACAACAACAACAACAAGAGGUCGCGGAAUUUAGAGAGCUGAGGCCAUCCCGGAGUGUAGGGUCAAUUGGUUUAAUGGAACGUAGGCCAUCCACAACCACAAAAGGACAUGCAUAUCGGAAGGAUAAGGUUGUUUCAACACCAAACAAGGACCCGCCUUCUCCUAAGUUUGCAGGUUGUGGCUUUUGUGGUGCCAUAUUUGGAAAACAAGAGAUUUCCCAUCAGCCAAAAUCAAACAAGCAUAGGGCAAAGUGAACUUGUAAGGGAUUAUUGCAUGGGUGCUUUUCCAAAUUUUUUGUUUGGCGUUGUGUAAUUGUUAUGUUUAUGUAUAGUACUAGUUGAAAUACAUUGAUUACAACAAAAACUGAGUCAUAAGAAUUAAGAAAGCACAAAACCAAACAUGUCUGUGUCUUUGUUUUCUUUGUUGUUCCCCCCAGAUUUUGAUGGAAAACUUUUCUCUAUGGCAGUUUGAUCAAACAGUCUUUAUCCUGUGCUUGUGUGGAAUGUUUGUUAUGAAUGAUGUACCCCGAAUAGUAUAUGCCUCCGAAAACUGUGGGAUUUUGAGUAUUGCAAUCUCAUUUAUUCUU
Messenger RNA from Quercus lobata, 1140 nucleotides. Its product is annotated as plant/protein. The transcript has a single exon. NCBI's taxonomy places the organism in Eukaryota, Viridiplantae, Streptophyta, Magnoliopsida, Fagales, Fagaceae. The record is from RefSeq and is a predicted model, not a curated record. The coding region runs from base 440 to 808 and encodes 122 amino acids.